AUGGCAAGAGGGAGUCUGUUGCUGGUGGUGGGCCUUUUAGCUCUUCUGUAUGGUGCCCAUGGACGAGUGCUUCUCCAGUCGGAGGCUAAGGGUGGCAGCGCAACUGCCAGCGCCUCGGUCAGCGUCACUAAUGGGCAGGCGACGGCCAGUGCCAAUGAGACAGCCAGCAUGAACGUGACUGCUGGCAACAUGACUGCAAACCUGAAUGCCACCGAUGGGAACAUGACCACAGGCAACAUGACAGAAGGUUUCAACCUGACGAAUGGAAACAUUACUGAAGGCAUGAACAUGACUGAAGCCAUGAACAUGAUUGGUGGCAACAUGACCGUGGCCGAGAAUGUGAUGAAUAUGGUGAGCCCCAAGAACGUGACCGCCAUGCCCGAUGCCAAGAAUGCAACGGGGACAAACACGCACAGGAACCUGACUGCGGGAAAAGACCACGACGAUGUCGAGUCGGGCAACAAGACAAGCGCAACUGCAGCAGCGGUGAGCAAGGGCGAUGACGAUGCCACAAGUGUGGCAACAGCGAGCGCAGGAGGCAAGAAUGCAAUGGCAGUUGCCAAGACGACAACCAAAGAUGCUUCGACAGUUGCCAGAAAAGGAAGCGACACUGCCGCCAAGGAUGGUGCCAAUGCUACUGCUUCUGUCAGUGUUUCCAAAGCCGAGAAUGCAACAGGUUCUGGGAAGGCUGAAGGCGUGAAUGCCACUGCUUCUGCCAAUGCAACUGUGGUUAACAGCGCCAAUGCCACAGCCAAAGUGGAGGCCAUGAAUGCUACUGCAUCUGCCAACGCGACUGUUGCUGCCAACGCAACUGCCACCGCCAAGGCAGAGGCCAAGAACAUUACCGUUGUUGUGGAGAGGGAGGACGCCAAGGAAUUUGUGAAGGUGGCUGAUGAUGAUGAUGAGACCGUGGUGAGCAAUGCCACCACCUCCAAGGUCGAUGGCAUGAAUGCUACCGCAGAUGCCAAUGCCACAACGGACAAGAAUGCGACAGCCAUGGCCAAGGGCAUGAAUGUGAUGGCCUCUGUCAACGCCACUGUGGGGAAGAAUGCCACUUCCAAGGUCGAAGCCAUGAAUGUGAUGGCCUCUGCCAACGCCACUGUGAGCAAGAAUGCCACGUCCAAGGUCGAAGGCAUGAAUGUGACGGCCUCUGCCAAUACCACUGCGGGCAAGAAUGCCACUUCCAAGGUUGAUGGAAUGAAGGUGACAGCCUCUGCGAGUGCCACUACAGGCAAGAAUGCCACUUCCAAGGCUGAUGGCAUGAACAUGACGGCCUCUGCCAAUGACAUGGCCAAUGGGACAGCGGCCGCCAACACAACAGCAACCGCAAAUGUCACCGGCAGUGUGAAUUCUACCGUGCUUGUCAGGGAACAGAACAGGAACGACACUGGCCUCGUGGUGACCAUGUCAACUAACGAAACUGCAGUUGCAAACGAGACUGUGGCGGCGAACCAGACCAUGGCUGCGAACGAGACCAUGGCAGCCGACACCCCCAAGUCUGCGAAUGCAACUGCGGUUGCCAAGGGCAAGAAUGCCACUGCAACUGCUGCGGCUGCUGAUGGGAACACCACGGUGGCCACCGCCGUCGCUGGGAGCAACAACACCACUGGGGCUGCCAAGGAAGCAGGCAAGAAUGCUACAGUGGCAGUGGCCACAGCGAACGGAGGCAAGAAUGCGAGUGCCGUUGCAACUGCUGUUGCAAACGGGGGCUCAAAGGACGUGGAUGAUGGCAAGGUGGAGGGGACUGGUGUUGAGACUGUGGUGCGCGCCGCCCCUGCCAACGGUGAGGCCGCCAACCUUCCUGGUGCUGAGGACAAGCUGGGCUGCGAAGAGUGCCCGUACUGCCCAGCAGGCAAUGAUGCCCGAUUCCAGGUUAUCAACUACUUGGCACAGUCCACUGAGGUCAAGAUCUCCUUCAAGGUCGGGACCAUCAAGUACAGCGGGGAGCUGAGCGUCAGCCCCAGGCUGAAGGAAUGGGUGGACAUCGUGCCCGGCGCCACUGACAUCACCCUGGAGUUCCCCGACUGCGACAACCACAUCGUGGCAUGGAACACCACGGAGGAGGUCAUGGGCCCGGGGCUGAGCCUCGCUGUCGAGGAGGGCUGUGGAGACGGCCUCUAG
Messenger RNA from Ostreobium quekettii, 2121 nucleotides. NCBI's taxonomy places the organism in Eukaryota, Viridiplantae, Chlorophyta, Ulvophyceae, Bryopsidales, Ostreobiaceae. The record is from the annotation of a GenBank genome assembly.